GUGCGACCUUUGAUCCCAAACUCCUAGACGCAACCCGGGCUGUGAUCCCACGCGUCCGGACGCCGCCAUGGCCGCGUGGCGCCUCCGCCGCGCCGGCACCGCUCUCGCUGCCUCCUCCGCACUCGCCGCGGCGGCGGCCGCCGCGUCAGCCUGGUCGUCGGCGUCCGCGUCCGACUCCACCCCCGUGGCCCUCGGGGCCGCGCGGCAGCGCGUGACGCAGCCGGGGGCUGCCGCCCCUCCUCGCGCCGCGCAGCUGGCGGCGCUGGCUGGGUCAACGGCCGCGGAGCCCCUCGACGUGCUGGUGGUCGGCGGCGGCGCCACCGGCUGUGGCGUUGCGCUUGACGCGGCCACCCGUGGCCUCCGCGUUGGCCUGGUCGAGCGGGAGGACUUCUCCUCGGGCACCUCGUCCCGAUCCACCAAACUCAUCCAUGGGGGUGUGCGCUACUUGGAGAAGGCAGUGUUUAAUCUUGAUUAUGGGCAGCUCAAACUUGUUUUUCAUGCUCUUAAGGAACGCAAGCAAGUUAUUGAGAAUGCUCCUCACUUAUGCCAUGCUUUGCCGUGCAUGACUCCUUGCUUUAACUGGUUUGAGGUUGUAUACUAUUGGUUUGGUUUGAAGUUCUAUGAUAUAGUUGCUGGAAGAAGGUUGCUACAUUUAUCUCGGUAUUAUUCUGUAGAAGAAUCAGUUGAACUUUUCCCGACCCUUGCAAGGAAUGAUGGUGAUCGUAGCCUAAGAGGAACAGUAGUAUACUAUGAUGGUCAAAUGAAUGACUCUCGUUUGAAUGUGGGGUUGGCAUGCACAUCUGCAGUUGUUGGUGCAGCUAUUCUCAAUUAUGCUGAAGUAAUCUCCCUCAUUAAGGAUGAAUCUGGAGAGAGGAUCAUUGGUGCACACAUCCGUGACGCGCUAUCAGGUAAGGAAUUUGACACAUUUGCAAAGGUGGUUGUCAAUGCAUCAGGAGCAUUCUGUGACAAUGUGAGGAAGAUGGCUAACAGUGAUGUAGUACCCAUGAUCUGUCCAAGCAGUGGGGUGCACAUUGUACUUCCAGAUUAUUAUUCCCCUGAAGGGAUGGGGUUAAUUGUCCCCAAAACCAAAGAUGGUAGGGUUGUAUUUAUGCUGCCAUGGUUGGGAAGGACGAUUGCCGGGACAACUGAUUCUAGUACAGCAAUAACAAUGCUUCCUGAACCACAUGAGGAUGAAAUACAGUUUAUAUUAGAUGCAAUCUGUGAUUAUCUUAACGUUCAGGUGAGGCGUUCAGAUGUUCUUUCUGCCUGGAGUGGUAUACGCCCAUUGGCCAUGGAUCCUUCAGCAAAGAACACAGAAAGUAUUUCUAGAGAUCAUGUUGUAUUUGAAGACUACCCAGGGCUAAUAACAAUCACGGGUGGAAAAUGGACAACUUAUAGAAGCAUGGCUGAAGACGCUGUUAAUGCAGCCAUACGGUCAGGGAAUUUGAAGCCAGCUAAUGACUGUGUUACUGAUCAUUUGCAUAUUGCUGGUGGAUACGGAUGGGACCCUGCUUCUUUUACUGUGCUUGCUCAGAAUUUCAAGCGAAUGAAAAAGACAUAUGGUGGCAAAGUUAUCCCAGGUGCAAUGGACAGUGCUGUAUCAAAACAUCUGUCACAUGCAUAUGGAACUUUGGCUGAACAAGUGGCUGCAAUUGCCCAGAACGAAGGAUUGGGAAAGCGACUGGCUCAUGGAUACCCAUUUUUAGAAGCUGAAGUGGCAUAUUGUGCUCGUCAUGAGUACUGUGAAUCUGCUGUCGACUUUGUGGCAAGGAGAUGUCGGCUUGCCUUUCUUGACACAGAUGCUGCAGGGAGAGCACUGCCCAGGAUCAUUGAGAUUUUAGCUUCGGAACACAAGUGGGACAAGGCAAGACGGAAGCUUGAACUCCAGAAGGGUAUAGAGUUCUUGGAAACCUUCAAGUCAUCAAAGAAUGCACAGUUCAGGGAUGGAAAACAUAACGGGCAAUGACUGAAAACAUCAGUACUGUGAAUGAACGUGGGGGUACAGUUACGUGGCGCAGUUAUGCUAUUGAACUUCAACAAAGCAAGCUCUAGUACAAAAACCACUUACUGCAUGUGUGCUGGGUUCCGAUAAGUUUUUCGUUUCCCCCCUCUCUGCACGCGGUUACAUAUCUGAUUAUGGCAAAAUAAGAUUAUACUGUAGUUGGAUAUUGGAAUGGGAAAGUAGUUGGUCUAACAAUAAGUUGUAUUGAGAUAUAUGGGAAAUUGGCAAGAACCCAUGUUGAUGAUAUCGUCUCUUCAGAGGUCUGAUUGAUUCGAAUAACCAGAUUUGCGUA
Brachypodium distachyon (stiff brome) is the source of this 2294-nucleotide messenger RNA. Its product is annotated as glycerol-3-phosphate dehydrogenase SDP6, mitochondrial. Gene Ontology annotation, cellular component: mitochondrion; glycerol-3-phosphate dehydrogenase (FAD) complex. Gene Ontology annotation, biological process: glycerol-3-phosphate metabolic process. The record is from RefSeq and is a predicted model, not a curated record. The transcript has 7 exons. Lineage: Eukaryota; Viridiplantae; Streptophyta; Magnoliopsida; Poales; Poaceae. The coding region runs from base 68 to 1966 and encodes 632 amino acids. Gene Ontology annotation, molecular function: glycerol-3-phosphate dehydrogenase (quinone) activity.